UGAACCGGAACCACGAGAAUACCAUAGUAAUGAAAUUCAAAAAAGGAUACCAUACACAAAACGCACUCUAAAUCUCUAAUCCCCGCGGCCACUGCACCCCUCUUACGUCUUACGUCUUACCGGGAAUAUUUAGAUGGCGAUGGUCACCACACAGGCUUCUGCUGUAUUCCGGCCAUGCACCUCAAGAUCGAGGUUUCUCACUGGCUCUUCCGGCAAGCUCACCAAAGUUAUCUCCGUCAAAACGCCCACUUCUUCGUCCCCCAGUUCCUUUAAAAUCGAAGCCAAGAAGGGCGAGUGGUUGCCUGGUUUGGCCUCGCCUUCAUAUCUCAAUGGCAGUCUCCCAGGCGACAAUGGAUUCGAUCCUUUGGGACUUGCAGAGGACCCCGACAACCUGAAAUGGUUCGUCCAGGCGGAGCUUCAGAAUGGGAGGUGGGCCAUGUUGGGUGUCGCAGGGAUGCUGUUGCCCGAAAUUCUCACCAAGAUCGGCAUUAUCAAUGUGCCAGCGUGGUACGAUGCCGGAAAAGUUGAAUAUUUUGCGUCGUCUUCUACCCUCUUCGUGGUUGAGUUCAUCUUGUUCCAUUACGUGGAGAUCAGAAGGUGGCAAGACAUAAAGAACCCAGGAAGCGUGAACCAAGAUCCCAUCUUCAAGAACUACAGCUUGCCUCCCAAUGAGGUUGGAUACCCCGGCGGCAUCUUUAAUCCCCUGAAUUUUGCCCCAACUCUGGAGGCCAAAGAGAAGGAGCUCGCCAAUGGGAGAUUAGCAAUGUUGGCAUUCUUGGGGUUUGUUGUCCAACACAACGUCACCGGGAAAGGACCCUUCGACAACCUCCUACAACAUCUCUCUGAUCCGUGGCACAACACAAUUGUCCAAACCCUCCGGGGCUAAUUUAAGCGGGACACACUGAUUCUAUUUUCAUGUUCCGUAACCAUGAGUUGGUGGUAUUUGAGUGAAUUAAGCUUUAACAUAUAAAAAUGAAACUUUCAAUGCACAGGGGAGUUAAGAAGACAUUAUUGCUUUAAUUCAAUCUACUUUUGCUUCUAUUC
Molecule: messenger RNA, 1044 nt
Organism: Nelumbo nucifera (sacred lotus)
Lineage: Eukaryota; Viridiplantae; Streptophyta; Magnoliopsida; Proteales; Nelumbonaceae
Product: chlorophyll a-b binding protein 4, chloroplastic-like
Biological process (GO): photosynthesis, light harvesting
Cellular component (GO): membrane
Source: RefSeq, a predicted model, not a curated record